Messenger RNA from Pogona vitticeps (central bearded dragon), 1294 nucleotides. The record is from RefSeq and is a predicted model, not a curated record. NCBI's taxonomy places the organism in Eukaryota, Metazoa, Chordata, Lepidosauria, Squamata, Agamidae.
CCACCAUCUGUUGCAAUGGCAGGAAAGGCGAAGGAAAGCAGAAUCACACUGACGGAGGCACAGAUCAAAGACCUUAAAAAAACCUUUGAAAAAGGAAGUUAUUCGGAGCUCUCUGGCAGACUAGAAGAGACUCUGGCCUCUCUGGAGAAUAUCUGCUUAGAUGUUGGUGUCACUGGGGAGCCUGGUGUUGGCAAGUCCACUUUCAUUAAUGCCUUCCGGGACCUGCACGAGGAUGAUGAGGGUGCUGCUCCUACUGGGAACGUGGCCUCCAAUAAGAACCCUGUGCCGUACUCGCACCCAAAAUAUGCCCAUGUCAUUCUGUGGGACCUGCCAAGUAUUGGCACACCCAAUUUCCACGCUAAAGAUUAUUUAGAGGAUAUCCAAGUCUCCCACUAUGACUUCUUUGUCAUCCUUGCUUCCUCACAGUUCACCUCCCUUCAUGCCAGCCUGGCUCAUUAUCUGAAGAAGUCCGACAAAGACGUCUACUUUGUCCGCUCCAAAGUAGACGAGGACCUGGAGGCAAUACGACAAAACCAACCCGCUGGCUUUAAUGAAGCUGCUGCCCUGGAGAAGCUCCGCGAGGAGUGUGUGCAAGAUCUCAAGGCUGCAGGAGUCAAGUCUCCCAAGAUCUUCCUUAUUUCCAACUUCCUGCUUAGUAGGUAUGACUUUCCCCUCCUUGGGGAGACCCUGUGGAAGGACCUGGAUCUACAAAGGAGCCACUCCUUUCUCCUUGCCACCCCUAACAUCUCCCAUCGCCUCCUGGAAAAAAAGAAGGCCGCCAUGAUAGAGCACUUGUGGCUAGUCUCUGCUGUAGCCUGUGGCCUCCAAGCUGAAUCCAUCCAUGAGAUUUCAGUCAUCUGCAACGUUGACCUCCUGGUCAAGAUGCUUCAGGGUUACUGCAUCAGUUUUGGCUUGGAAGAGUCCUCUCUAAGGAAAGUAGCUGAACAUGCUGCACAACCUGUUGAGCAUCUCAGAUCUCUGGUCAAGUCCCCAUUGGCCAACGAGAUCGCCAAAGAGCAGGUGGUAGAGUUGCUGAUACAGGCUGCCAGCAAGCCGCCAAAGCUCCCAAAAGAACUGGUGACUAUGGCCAGCAUGGGGUUGUCGUUCGCGGUGGUCUAUAAUAUGCUUAAGACCUUUGUGGACAACAUGGCUGGUGAUGCCCACAGAAUCCUCGUUAAAGUGUUUAUGAGCCAGAAGCCCAGAGGGGAAUCAGAGAUAGAAAUCCCAAACGUCUCAGAGACAGAGAGGCCAUCCUUAUAGAGGGCUGAGGUGGCCUUCUUGUUCUAAUGCACAG